Penicillium daleae is the source of this 3330-nucleotide messenger RNA. Its product is annotated as cation-translocating P-type ATPase. The coding region runs from base 1 to 3330 and encodes 1109 amino acids. The transcript has a single exon. The record is from RefSeq and is a predicted model, not a curated record. Gene Ontology annotation, biological process: potassium ion import across plasma membrane; sodium ion export across plasma membrane; intracellular potassium ion homeostasis. Gene Ontology annotation, cellular component: membrane. NCBI's taxonomy places the organism in Eukaryota, Fungi, Ascomycota, Eurotiomycetes, Eurotiales, Aspergillaceae. Gene Ontology annotation, molecular function: ATP hydrolysis activity; ATP binding; P-type sodium:potassium-exchanging transporter activity.
AUGGAGCCCAAGUCCCCCCACGGCAAGCCCGACGUCGAUGUCGACGUCGAGGCUGAGGGUGAUCAAUCCAGGGAAGAUGGUGAUCGCACGGCGCGCAACGUGCGCAUUACCUUUGAGGAUUCGUCCGCCACCGAUAUGGAAGGCACUGCCAUCGAAACCAUGCGGUCCAUCUACCAACCCGCCGGUUUCAACCGUACCCAGUCCACUGGCCGUGAUACCAUCCGCAGCACUCGGAGUACUCGCAGCACUGGACAAACUGCCGUUGGAGCCCAUGCAGGCAUCCCCAUCGAAUUCCGCACUCUGUCCAUCCAGAUCUCCGAGUCUCAGAACGCACCCAAGCAGGUGAUCGAAGAACCCCCCAAGGAAAAGCUGCCGGACCAGGACUACUUUGAGAGUCUCGACUUCCACACCUUGACCCAGGAUCAGCUGUGCCAGCAGUUCAAUGUCGACCAACGCACCGGUCUCACCAGCUCGGCCGCCGCUACACGCCUCGCUCGCGAUGGCAAGAACGUCAUUGCGCAGCACCGGGAGAACUACCUGAAGAAACUCUUCUUUUACGUAUUUGGUGGAUUCUGUUCGAUUCUUUGGGUUGGUGUGAUCAUCUUCUUCAUCUGUUGGAAGCCUCUCAGCAACCCGCCCUCGCCUACCAACCUUGCCAUGGCUGUCUUGGUUAUCAUCGUCAUCGUUCUUCAGGCCACCUUCUCGGCUUUCCAAGAUUGGUCUACGAAACGAGUCAUGAACUCCAUUCUGAAUCUUCUGCCCGCCGAGGCCCUCGUCAUGCGCGAUGAGAAGUUCAUUCGUCUUCCCGCCACCGAGUUGGUCACUGGCGAUAUCAUCCAGAUCAACGUUGGCAACAAAGUUCCGGCUGACAUGCGUCUGCUGAAGACAUCUGGCGAUGUUCGCUUUGACCGUGCUAUUCUCACUGGCGAGUCGGACGAGAUUGACGGCGCUACCGAGGCCACCGAGGCCAACUUCUUGGAGACUCGAAACAUCGCCCUGAUGGGAACCCUGGUGACCAAUGGCAAUGCAACUGGUGUAGUCGUGCUUACGGGUUCGGGAUCGGUUAUGGGCCGUAUCGCGAAGAUGACUGCCGGCGUCAAGCAGAAGCCAACCUUGAUUCAGAAAGAGAUCAGCCGCUUCGUUGCCAUCAUCAUUGGCCUCACCAUUCUCCUUGCACUCUUGAUCCUGUUCACCUGGGUUGGAUGGCUUCGCAAGGAUCACCCUACCUACAUGAGCGUGGUGGCAAUGCUGAACAAUGUCAUGGGAUGUGUGGUGGCGUUCAUUCCCGAGGGUGUCCCCGUUGGAGUCGCCCUGACCCUGAUGAUGGUUGCCCGCCGUAUGAAGCAGACCAGUAUCCUGCCCAAGGGCCUGGCUACUGUCGAGACUCUUGGCUGCGUCAACGUGAUCUGCUCUGACAAGACGGGUACUCUGACCCAGAACCGCAUGUUCGUCAAGUCUUUCGGUAUGGUAGACUGGGAGUUCAGCAUCGACGACCUGGGAACCGGUCUUGAGGUGUCUCACGGACUGGCUAACGUUCUCCGCGCCUCGGUUCUUUGCAACGAUGCCACAUUCGAUUCGGAGACUAUGGGCCUCCCUUCGUAUGAGCGCAACGUGAAUGGCAAUGCUACCGAUGCAGCAGUACUCCGACUUGCCGAUCAUGUUGGUGCCGCUAACCCCAGGAACCUGGAGCCAUAUGAACGCAUCCACCAGAUUCCCUUCAACUCGAAGAACAAGUGGAUGUUAACCAUGCACCACGACCCUACCAACACCGCCCCGGGCUAUCUGAUCUAUGUCAAGGGUGCUCCUGAUGUGCUUCUGCCUCGCUGCUCUACCUACUGGUCUGCUGUCCACAAUGCCGUGCGCCCCCUGGACACCGAUGCUCGUGAGAAGUUCUCAGCUUUCCAGGCCAAGUUGUCCCGCCGCGCUGAACGUGUGAUUGUCAUUUGCCAACGUCGAUAUAUCCCUGUUCACGAAGUUGGCUCCAACGGGUUCAGUGAUGAGAUUAUUGAUUCGGGUGUGCAAGAUCUGACCGUGCUCGGCAUCUUUGGUAUCAUCGAUCCCCCUCGUCCAGAGACUGCUAGUACCGUGGCUGCCUGCCGACGUGCUGGUAUUCGUUUCUUUAUGGUCACUGGUGACUUUGGUCUGACUGCCGCUGCGAUUGCCCGGGACAUUGGCAUCUUUGACGGUGCUGCCGAGCCAGACACUAUCGACGAUCUGCGCGACUUUAGCGACGAAGGCAAGACCUCUCACUCGCGCCACAGUCUGUUACUUGAGGGAACUAGUCUUUCGUCCAUGACUCAGGAUGAGUGGUCGACGGUGUGUAGCUAUGACGAGAUUGUCUUCGCUCGUACCAGCCCCGAACAAAAGUUGCGCAUUGUUUCCGAACUCCAGGCCAAGGGCAACUACGUUGCCGUGACUGGUGAUGGUGUCAACGAUGCUCCAGCUCUGCGGGCUGCCAAUGUUGGUGUUGCUAUUGGCGGUGGUAGCGAUGUUGCUAUCGAGGCCGCCGACCUGGUCUUGCUGGACCGAUUCGAUUCUAUCGUCGAAGCUAUUCGUCUGGGUCGCCUGGUGUUCCAAAACCUGCAAAAGGUCAUCGCCUACCUACUGCCCGCCGGUAGUUGGUCCGAGAUCUGGCCCGUGAUUAUGAACGUCUUCUUCGGCGUGCCAUCUCCACUGAGCUCCUUCCUCAUGAUCAUCAUCUGCGUCUUCACUGAUCUCUUCCUCUCACUCUCCCUAAUCAUGGAAAAAGAAGAAUUCGACCUGCUCAGCAUUCCGCCCCGCAACCCAAAGAAAGACCACCUCAUCAACCUGCGCAUCUACGGCCAAUCCUACCUCUUCGUCGGUGUCAUGGAAGCCUUCAGCGCCCACGGCAUGUUCUUCCUCUACAUGUGGAAAGCCGCCGGCAUCCCCUUCUCCGACCUAGUCUUCGCCUUUGAGAAUUACACCGACGGUUUCCACGGCUACACGCAAGACCAGCUCACGCACUUCAACAACGUCGGCCAGUGCGUCUACUUCGUUUCCCUGGUCAUCAUGCAGUGGGGCAAUAUCCUCUCCGUCCGCAGCAAGCGCAUGUCCCUGCUCCAGGCGGAUCCUAUCCGCCCUGCUCGCCGCAACCCCUGGCUUCCCCUGGCCAUGAUGAUUUCCCUUGUCAUUGCCAUCUUCGUCACUGAAGUCCCCGGCAUCCAGUCUCUCUUUGGCACGGCCUCUGUCCCCCUCGAGUUCUGGUUCAUCCCGCUGGGCUUGGCACUUGGUAUCCUCGUUAUGGACGAGCUACGCAAGGUGUUGGUGCGCCAGUUCCCCAACGGCCCUGUUGCUCGGAUUUCGUGGUAA